ACACACACACACACACACACACACACACCCUCUCUCUCUCCCCUUGGCUUCCUCCUCCUGUUAGAGCCGUCUGUCUCUCUGUCUCCCCCACAUGUCGGUCGUCAGCUCUCUGGUUCCCAGCCAAUCGGACGCAUGUCUCUCCACAGAGGAACUCAGACUGCUGGUCGGGCUACACGUCCAACUCUCUGACUAGUGGGUCCUUCAACCCAACUUUCCCUUCCUCCAGAAGAGGCUGAGCCGGAGGACAGAGCAGGGGAUAUUCGUGUUGUGCUGUGUGUGUGUGUGUGUUGGUCCAUCGGUCGUUACGUCAUUCAACCCCGGGCUGCAGGGACCAGCAGAGGGAACCAGGUCUCGUUUAACUUCAGCCCCUGGGUGGAGGGGAUGCUGGUGAGGCGGUGAAGUUCUGCUGGUUCAGCCAGGGACCACAGCCCGGGGGACUACAGCUGGGGCCAUGGACUCAUCAUCGGGUCAGAGUUCAGCAGCAGCAGCAGCACACAGAGCUCCGAGGGUCCGGUGAGUGGAGUCCGUCUGAGCUGGAAGGGAGGAACGAUGGGGAACUCCUCUGGAUGUCCGGAGCCUCCGGCGGGGAAGGAGCCCAGGCUGGUGUCCUCUCCCCCCAGCGUGCAGAAGCCCAGGGCGGGGAACAAAGUACCGCCGCCCCCGGAUGAGGAGCUGGAGGAGCGCUUCAACACACUUUUGAACACGAUGAACCUGCCGGCUGAUAAAGCCAAGAUGCUGAGUCAGUACGACAAGGAGAAGAAGUGGGACCUCGUCUGUGACCAGGAGCGCUUCAAGGUGAAGUGUCCUCCCUCUGCAUAUUGUGAGAAGCUGAAGGGCUACGUGGACCACGGAGGAGGGGUCGCCAGGAAGUUUAGGAAGCAGGUCCACGAAUCCACCCAGGUUCUACGAGAGCUGGAGAUCUCUCUGCGGACCAACCAGAUUGGUUGGGCUCAAGAGUUCCUGAACGAGGAAAACCAGGGUCUCAAGGUGCUAGUCGACUACCUGUCCUUCGCCCAAAGCGCUGCCAUGAACGAUAUGGAUAGUUCAGAUGGCAGCUCCUUGCUUGGGUCAGAGAAAGGAAAACUGGACAAGUCUCUGGAAGACCUCCACCGCACCAGCAGUAACUCCCCCAGCCACGGGGCUUCAAAGGGCAGCAAGAUCUUCACAAGCAGGAAAGUUCUGCGGACGUCGCGCGGCGUGAGCCCCAAGGAGGACGUCCACCUCUGCAUCAUGUGCUUACGGGCCAUCAUGAACUACCAGUCCGGCUUCAACCAGGUGAUGAGUCACCCGUCCUGUGUCAACGAGAUCACGCUCGGCCUGAACGACACAAACCCAAGGACCAAGGCGCUGGUGUUGGAGCUGCUGGCGGCCGUGUGUCUGGUGAGAGGAGGUCAUGACAUCAUCCUGGCCGCCUUCGACAACUUCAAAGAGGUGUGUGGAGAGAAGCUGCGCUUCGAGAAGCUCAUGGAGAAUUUCUGUAAUGAGGAGAACAAAAUCGACUAUAUGGUGGCGUGCAUGCAGUUCAUCAACAUCGUGGUUCACUCAGUGGAGGACAUGAACUUCAGGGUCCACCUCCAGUUUGAGUUCACACACCACGGCCUGGACGCCUACCUGGAGCGCCUUAGUGACACAGAGAGCGAGCGGCUACAGGUGCAGAUCCAGGCCUACCUGGACAACCUGUUCGACGUGGCAGCUCUGCUGGAGGACGCAGAGGCCAAGAAUGACCUGGUGGAACACCUGGAGAGAGUUCAGCAACACAACACACAGCUGAGCUCAAGGCUAGAGGUGGUGCAGCAGGAGUCUGAGGAGAAGGUUUCCGAGCUGGAGAAGACACUGAUGCAGACCACUAAAGAGACAGAGCUUAUCAAGGAGAGUCUCCGAGAGUCCUGUUCCAAAGUGGAGGAGCUGCAGCAGAGAGAGAGAGAGAGGGAGAUAGAGCGAGAGACUGAGCGGGAGAAGGAGCUAGAGAGAGCGCGAGAGAGAGAGAAAGAGCGAGAGAGAGAGCAGGAUCUCCAGCACUCCACCCAGGCCCUCAGAGAGCUUGAGACCAAGGUCCAGAUCCUGGAGCAGUUGGAGUCCCAAGUCCAGGUUCUGGUGGAGCGGGGCCUGGUCCGACUUGAGCGGACGCCGUCCGGACAGGUUGACCUGCAGGUGGUCUCUGUAGACCCCCUGGUGUCUCCCACAGUUCAACACAAUAUCACGGAUGUCCUUCAGGACCUCCCUACUGAACCACAAACCCCUCCUUCAGAACCAGCAGCUUCUUUCCUCACCGCCGCUGAAGAAGCUCCCUCAUUGGCUAGUGUUGAACAAGCUCCGCCUCCUUAUCCAGCUCCACCCCCUCCUGCUGCAGCCCCACCCCCACCCCCACCUCCUCCCCCUCCCCCUCCCCUUCCUCCUCCUCCCCCUCCAGCGCCACUCGCUCCCCCUCCUCCACCGCCCCUUGGGUCUGCUCCUCCACGGAUAGGUGGAGAAGAUAAAUCCACAGUCCACCGCAACAAGAAGACCAUCCAGACCAAGUACCGCAUGCCGCUGUUCAACUGGCAGGCCCUGAAGCCCGACCAGGUGGAGGGCACCGUCUUCAAAGAGCUGGACGACGAGCACGUGCUGGGGGAGCUGAACAUGGAGGGCUUCGAGGAGCAGUUUAAGACCAGGUCCCAGACAGCCCCGGUGGACCUGGGCACGCUGAGGGUGAGGGUGGUCCACAAGACGCCCAGCAGGGUGCCCCUCAUGGACCCCAACCGGGCCAAGAACCUCGCCAUCACCCUGCGCAAGGCGGGGACCACCCCGGCCAACAUCUGCACCGCCAUACAGACGUACAACCAGGAAGCGCUGAACCUAGACUUCCUGGAGCUGCUGGAGCGCUUCCUGCCCUCCGACUACGAGCUGAAGCUCAUCCAGAAGUACGAGAGCGAGGGCCGUUCCCUUGAGGAGCUGGGCGAGGAGGACCGCUUCAUGGUGCAGUUCAGCAAGAUUCCCCGGCUGGCCCAGCGAAUCAGCACGCUCGCUUUCAUGGGGAACUUCCCCAGCGUCAUCGUUUCACUCCAGACGCAACUCAACGCCAUCAUCGCUGCCUCCAUGUCCAUCCAGUCGUCCAGCAAGCUCAAGAAGAUCCUCGAGAUCAUUCUAGCGUUUGGGAACUACAUGAACAGCAGUAAGCGUGGCGCAGCAUACGGCUUCCGACUGCAGAGUUUAGACCUGCUGCUGGAGACCAAAUCCACAGACAGAAAGCAGACAUUGCUGCACUUCAUAGUGGACAUCAUCCAUCAGAAGUACCCCGAGCUUCGCUCAUUCUACACAGAGCUGCACUUCACCGACAAAGCUGCCCAGGUCUCUCUGGAGGGAGUACUACUGGACGUGCAAGCUCUAGAACGAGGCAUGGAGGUCACCAGGAGCGAGUACGAAACAGAAGCAGAAAACGCCGUCCUGAGUCACUUCCUGUCCAGCACGGCCGCGCCACUAGACGCCGUGGUUGCCGACGCCAACACCGCCCAGGAGGCGUACGCGACGGCCGUGGAGUACUUCGGAGAGAGCCCCAAGACCACCACGCCAUCCGUCUUCUUCCCUGUGUUCGCCCGCUUCAUCAAGGCGUACAAGCAAGCCGAGCGGGAAAACGAGCUGAGGAGGAAGCAGGAGAAAGGGACCGCCGACGCUCCUCCCACUUCACCCAAACCCAAAUUCACGGAGAACAAUAAGGUCCCUAUGUCUCCCAGGUUACCCCAGAUGGAGCUCCUGGCCGAGCUAAAGAAGCGACAGAGCGCUCCGCUGGUCAGAGAGGGGAAGGACGGCGCCAUAGAGGACAUCAUCACAGCUCUUAAGAGUGUGCCCUUCACGGCUCGCUCGGCCAAACGGUCGUCUCGUUUCUACAGCGACGCCGUCUCCUGUGACGACGGACUGUGCUAGCUCCCUGCGAUCUGAGGAACCAGCCGUACCGCAGGGCCGACGGCGGAAGGCGAAGUGCCAAGUGGAAAACCUCCCAGCAGCUCCAGGUCUCCUCAGACAUCUCCCUCUGAGCGCCUGGAACACACCAGACGAGACCAGAUCCGACCAGACAAGACCUGGUCAGACCUGAUCCCACCCGAUAAAUGAUGCUAGCCCAGAUUAAACUAGACCAGACCAGACGAAACCAGAUCAGAAUAACAAGAUUUGUGCACAAAGAGCUGCAUGUAGAGGCCAAGCAGGAAUAGGAUCAUAUAUAAUAUAUACAUAAAGUGCUGUCUUCAAAGUGACAGAACAAGGUCAGAUCUCUGCCACCAAGGACUAAGAGUCGCAUAAGAACACACACACAAGCAUGCACACACACACACACACACACACACACACACACACACACACACACACACACACACACACACACACACACACACACACACACACACACACACACACACACACACACACACACAGCGGUUCCUUUCUUGUUAAACAUCUCAUGGUUCUUUUUCCUUCAGAAUCUGUUAUGUGUUUAGACGAACAGGGACAUGCUAAUGCUAAUUCUUAUUAUUUCCAUCUCGACCGGUUCUGUUAGACAAUCAUUAGAAAGAGGAACACCAAUCAGAAACGAUGGGAUAGACGGAGCUGCCGGUUGCCUAUUUACCAUGAUGCAUUAGCAAUGCUUACAUUUAGGUUGUUAGAGAUGGUUGAGUUUAGGUCUAAUGGUGGUUAUGUUAAGGGCGAAAAAAAAUUGAAGGUUGCAUUUAGGGUGUGGUUAAUUCAGCGUCAGGACAUUGGGGCAAGCAAUGCAUCAUGGGAAAAAAACGUAAAAGCAGCGCUCAAAUCAAGGGGUUUAUUGAGUUAAUCUUUGAACUCUAUGAAAGUGUAAUAUGACUGGAUAAAAUUGAAUGUGCAUGCUUUAAUCAUCUGAGAGAAUUUUAGAUAAACACGUUAAAAAUUGAAAAGAUACAUAAUAUUUUAUUAGCUAUAUUUUUCAUGAAAUUUGAACUGCAAGAUGAUAUGAUGUUCUAAUAUUUGUAGUUGCAUAUAAUACAACAGAAAAUAGAACUGGAUGAAAGUGUUUUUAUUUACUUCUGUUUUUCAAUUUUAAAUUAAUAAAAUUUUAUACCAGUGGA
This is a messenger RNA of Gadus morhua (Atlantic cod), 5066 nucleotides long. RefSeq names its product formin-like protein 1. Lineage: Eukaryota; Metazoa; Chordata; Actinopteri; Gadiformes; Gadidae. The record is from RefSeq and is a predicted model, not a curated record. Gene Ontology annotation, molecular function: actin filament binding; small GTPase binding. Gene Ontology annotation, cellular component: cytosol. The transcript is spliced from 27 exons. Gene Ontology annotation, biological process: cell migration; cortical actin cytoskeleton organization; regulation of cell shape. Bases 550 to 3900 code for a protein of 1116 amino acids.